Messenger RNA from Carica papaya (papaya), 770 nucleotides. Lineage: Eukaryota; Viridiplantae; Streptophyta; Magnoliopsida; Brassicales; Caricaceae. The record is from RefSeq and is a predicted model, not a curated record.
UUUUUUUGUUUUUAAAUCUAAUGCUGGAUUGCGUGUAGCAAAACAGAAUCUAUCCAUUUUUUUAAGUAGCGAGGUAUGACUAUUUACAGCAAUCUCUCCUUCAAUCUCUCUCUCUCUCGAGAAAGAAUCUAGGGUUUUUACGCAGUGAAUCUUGCUUCCCAGCUGCUGGAGUACCAUGAAUUAUUUUGUGAGGUACUAGUGGCUGAGAGGGGGGAGUAUCAUAUCCUUGUAUAAUGGCUACAGAGAGUCCAAUUAGAAUGCCGGAAGCCAGUCGAAAAUGGCCAAAUCACAAGGAGACUGCAUCUUUUGUAACACCAACUGCUAAUAUGGCGGCAGAGGAGUUAGUAUUGCUUAGGAAGAGUCCUAUCGUUCAUGGGAAUGGAAAGGAUACAGUUCCUAAUCGAAGUGGGAGUGCACCCCCUAACAUGGAGGGCUCGUUUUUGGCUAUAGAUAACCUCCUGUCACAGCAGAGCUUUAGCAUGAAUUCUAGCUUGCCAAGUCUGAAUGGUGCUGCCGAUCGGUCGUAUUUAGCCUAUUAUCGCGCCAAUGUCAAUCUGAACCCUAGAAUUUCUUCAGCACGGAUCUCAAGGGAGAAUCAGCAUCUCAUGCACCAUAUUGGUGCCCUUUCUACACACAAGGAAGAGUCUGAGGAUGAUUGCUCUCCGCAACAGUCCCCUGAUGGUAUUUUGGAUCAGACAAAUCGGUUUUGGGCUGGACAUAAUGCAGCUCAUUUGGCAGGCCAACAGCAUAAUUUGGUUGAUUUCAUACAG